AUGCCUUCGAUCCGGUCACUCCUGUUCGCUGGACUCCAGGUCACUGGCCUUGCGCUGGCCGACUCUACCGAUAACUAUGAGGACUCGCCAGAUGUUGGCGUAUUCAGACAGGUGCUGGGCCGCCUGCCUGAAGAGUCGAUCCAUGCCGCAUUGUCUGGACAUCUAGGAGGAAAGUAUCAGGCUGGCGUAUUCGAGAAGGACCACAGGGCCAUGGAGCACAUCCACAACGACAACCCAUCCUUGGCUUCGCGUCUCAUUGAGAUUGCAAAGCACGAUGUCGCUGUCCGAGCAGAGUUGCGCAAGAGACAGGACAACAGCGUCGAUAACACGACCGUCAUCGCUGUGCCUUCGACCACCACCUCGGACCAAGUAUCUACCACCAGUACCGAGGCCGUCAUCGUUACCGACUCAAGCACGACUUCCGUAUCAUUGACCACAGAGACUUCGGCCCGUGCGACGACCGACGCUCCUACUUCGACUGUUGAAUCGUCGGCAGCUCCUUCGAGCAUUACAGGAGGUGAGAGCAGUGCUGAUUCGUCGUCCGCUUCUUCUGCGUUUGUGUCUACUUCUGCUUCUCCUGCGUCGCGCUCGGAUACUGUUGUUGCUACCUCUUCCGGCUCGAAUGUUGCUUCCUCCUCCCAGACCUCGUCUGCCGAGCCCUCCUCUGCCGCCCAGAGUUCUGCCUCCUCCCAGCAGAGCUCUGUUUCUUCUGCUGCCGCGUCAUCCUCCGCGGCACAGUCUUCUGCUUCGUCCUCUGCCCGCGAGACUUCUCAGAUCUCUGAUGCUUCUACUGUUUUACUCUCCCCAUCCUCCUCUUCUGGUGCGAUUUCUUCUGGACGUAGCUCAUCUGUUGUAGCAUCCUCAUCGGUAGCUUCCUCGACUGAAGCCUCAUCAGCUCCCGAAAGCUCGGCUGCUUCUUCCGCAGAAACCUCUGACCAAAGCUCUGCCGCCAGUUCUAUACAACCAACCGUCGUCGCCGUUACUACCACUAACUCAGCUGGAAGCACUAUCGAGACUUCGGCCACCGCGACCCGCCAGAUUGCUGCCUCUACCACUAGCGCUCGUAGCUCCGCUGCUGCCUCGUCCGCCCCUGAGUCGACUGCUUCUGGUGUUCUUGUUCCUGUUGUGCUGUCGAGCACCAACAACGAUGGAAGUACUGUGUACCAGACCACUUCGGCUUUCCAGCAGUCCGCAUCCGUUAGUGUUGAGCAGACUUACACCACUACAGACUCACAAGGCCGUGCUGUAACCACCUCUGCUCGUUUCCCCGGAGUUGUCGUUGUUACUACCAACUCGCGAGGAUCGACCAUCUCAACAACUUCCGCUAUUGCCAGCGUUGCUGUUGAUCAGAAUGGAGAUGUGAUUAGUUCUGUCGAUGCACCUGCGCCAAGUGGAAGCACUCGUCGUACAAGCGAUUCUGAAGUCGUGACUACUACCGAUCAGUAUGGCGCCAGCGUAAUCCUCUCUGGUGCUUCGCGUGGAGCCGUCAUUACUACCACGGAUGCCAAGGGUUCUACCUUCAUCACCACCUACACUCCCGGUGGUGGCAGAGUCAGCUCUCUGGUCUUGAUGACUACAACCUUGCCCGAUGGCGCACCCGCCACUGUGACCUCGCUUGCUGUUGUUGGCGGUGCACAAGCUGCGACCGCCUCAUCGGAUCGUCCCAGCUCUACCAACACUGCCGCUCCUGGCCUGCAGUCUGGUGCUGCCAGCGCAUCUCACGCUCACAUGAAGGGUGCAUUUGCUGUCGUUGGUGGUGUGUUGGGUCUUGCCUACAUGCUUUAA
This is a messenger RNA of Aureobasidium uvarum, 1785 nucleotides long. The record is from the annotation of a GenBank genome assembly. NCBI's taxonomy places the organism in Eukaryota, Fungi, Ascomycota, Dothideomycetes, Dothideales, Saccotheciaceae.